AAUGUUGGUUUUGUUUGUAUUCAGUGAGAACGCUUGUGUGAAGCGCAUAUUUUGUUGACAUUUCGACCGCCAAAAUAAAGUGUAUCAAUGAAGUUUCACAUCAGAUCGGAGAAACCACAAUUAUUUGUUGUUCAGUACAGAGCAAAAAAAUUCGAUCAAAAUAAAUCCAAAUCCAUUUUAUUACAAAGACGGUGUUGCUCGAACAAAAGGCCAUAAAUUUAUUGACGGCCGAUAAACGAGAGAAGCGUAUUCAUUGAAGGAUAAACGAGAACCAAUUGUUUGAUAAUUCAAAACGAGUGUUUUGAUGGUUUUCUUCGGUGUGAAAAUAAUUGUAUGCGCAAGCAUAGUACGAUGGGUGCUGUCGCUGACAAAGACUCAAUUGAUAACCGGCAAACGAUCCUCAAGCAAACACCGAGUGAGGUUCGAAUCAAUUUAUACGAUUGUAUCGUCUGCAAUCUUCGAAGUAUCGUUGAAAAAGAUACUAAAAAUCACCAUGAAAAAUGGCAUGCCGACAUACCACACGAUCAAAAUAUCUUCAAACUCGUUGAAUUCACCUCAACUCAAAUAAAAAUUUUCGGCUGUGUCGUGUGCAAUGCUAGGCAUAUCACAGAAAAUGACAUCAAGAACCAUCAUUUGAAACGGCACAAGGACAUUCCAAUCGACCAAAAUAUUUUCAAACUUGUCGCAAUAAAAGAUAAACCCACACAUGCAGCUGUGAGCUUUGAGCAAUGUUCGAUGUCUACGACUAACGUACACCAAAACGCCACAUCGAAUCGCAUGCUAGCGACAACAUUACACCACAACGCCGGACCAAUUGCGGGUCAAAGAGCUGCCACAAUGAACAAAAAUCUUCCAACAGUUGAACCAAAAAUGUUUGAAUGCAAACUAUGCCGCAAAAACAAAAUUCGAGAAGAUGGCUUGGAAGGCCAUCAUUUUAGUAAGCAUAGGAAUAUGCUCUUUGAUGCUAAAAAUUUCCAAGAGUACAAACAACAAACAAGUUCAUGCAUCGACCAAAAUGAGUUGGUUAAAGAGAGCACCAGCGAACAGUCUGAAUGGACUGUGUUGAAUCCAUUCGAUUGCCAGACCUGUGGUGCUAGAAGCCUUAGACGAUACAACAAUAAUGCUGCCAAUCCAUCGAAUCAGGCGGGGCCAUUGGAUCAAAAUGUUUGUGAAACUUGUGCAGAAGAGCUCUUGAAGAAACAAGCAUUGGAAAAACAACGGUUGGAAAAGAAACAAUUGGAAGAGAAGCUAUUGAGAGAAAAGCAAUUGAAAGAGAAGCUACUCGAGAAGAAGCUAUGGAAAGAGAAACUAUCGAAAAAGAGACCAUUUCAAAAACAGCCCUCACAAAAGUACUUGCAUAAUCUGGCUUUGGUACACAAGGAGACUAUCAAAUAUUAUCGAUGCAUGGUCUGUCAUCGCAGUGGAAUUACCGAAGAUCAGUUCAUGGAACACCCUUUCAAGAACCACGGUGUACUUUGUACAAUACCCCAAAAUACAUUCGAAUUGAUCGAGACGAUCGUGUACGGGCAUUGUUCAGUUUGUGGUCAACGCGUCGAUGAAGAACAAUUCAUUGAACAUUCAAAACAAGUUCAUUCACAGAUAUUGAUCUCCACACGAACUAAGUCGUCGAUGGGAGCCACUGGUAUCGAUGAACAAGACUCAUCAGACAGUGACAAUGCCAAUUCGGAUAAAACAAAGGUGAUGUCUAUAAAUGAGGUGAUGAAGGUCAUUCCGGGCAAGCAGAAGGCGUCUGUGCAAAAAAUCAUGAAUAUUGAGCACACACCUCCACCAAAGUUGUACAAAUGCGUCAUUUGCGGGGCUGACGGUGUCAAUGAGCAAAAUAUGGCUAAGCAUCGUGCAAAACUACAUUCAGAUAUUCCAGCAACCGAUCAAGAUUUUGUGCUGAGUACCAAAGGCAAAGGGGUAAAAUGCGAAAUUUGCUGUGCAGAAAUGAAAGGAGGUCGCCUCGAAGGCCACAUGCGUCGGGUUCAUCCAGAUGUUUUGAAAGAUGAAAAAGUAUCAUGCGAUUCUGAAACUAAUGAACUAUUCCUAGUCCAUGAAAGCUCGAACACAGUCAUCUUAAAACUGUACAAAUGCCUGGUUUGUGGAGCAGGUGAUAUUAUGGAGCAGAAUUUAAUCGAACACCAUUCGAAGAAACAUGACAAAAUUCCGACCGACACCAAUAUCUUCCACUUGAUUGGCAACACCCAUCGAGACAAAUGUAAUGUUUGCGACAAACAUAUGAAAGAAGGUCAACUAAAGGCACACAAAAUACGAUUCCAUUCACAUGUUCGACGUGAUUGUGUUUAUAACAGAAGUGCUAUGGACACGGGUAUGGACACACCCACCUCUGUUCGAACUCGUUCAGCACCCAGGCCACAGCUGGUUCAUCGCUUUCAGACAACCAUCGUGGAGUUGUACAAAUGUGGCUAUUGCAGUGCGAGUGGUUUAUUGAAGGACCAACUCAUAAAUCAUUCUCGUCAAUAUCACAAGGCUGUCGUUGAAAUCGAUUACCAUAUGAGCGUUACACGUGAAAAGGUUCAGUGUCUGUGUGAAAGCUGGUUUUGGCCGAAUAAAUUUGCCGAGCAUAUGCAUCAAAGUCACCCUUUGGUCGAAUACACGUGCGUCGGUCAAAAUGGACAGUUGAUCAGCAAAAAUAUUGAGCACAUGCCAGUUGUCCGUAAGGAUCCAGUCAAAAUGUUCAAGUGCAAUGCCUGCAAUGCUACGAGCUUACUGGAAAAAUACCUAGAGCGACACCGUUUGAAAUGCCCCAAAGAAAUGUCACCGAGUAAUGUUACUUUUGAAUUGAUGGUCACUAAGAAGCGAUGCAAAUUGUGUCACAAGCGAUUGAAGGAAGAACAUCUCGAAAACCACAUGAAUUUGAGCCAUCCUCGAAUCAAUGCUGCCAAAAUUGGGAAAGUAUAUAAAUGUGGUUUAUGCGAUGCAUGGUGUAUGAAACACAGCUUCAAGGAACAUCACACCAUAAAUCAUAGUCACAUCCCAUUCGCCAACAAUCGCUUCAAAUAUGGAACAAUCAAACAAAAGUUCUCGUGUGACUUUUGCGAAAGACGAAUUUGCGAUGGACGAAAGAAGAAACAUCAACUGAAAGCUUGUCUGCAGUACGUCAACAAGAAGAAAAUGUGGCAAAAACAAAUCUAUUCGAAUGAUGAACAGUUUGAGUAGGAAGUUUUUUGGCCUUAAAAUUAAUGAGUUACAACCGAAACCAAUUAGAAUUUAAGAUUUAUUCGUUAUCGUUUGAAUAUAUGUAUGACCAUGACUACAUUUUUCUUAUGUAAAUGAAAUCCGCUUAUGUGAUUUCUUGUUUACUCAUACAUUGAAAUGAUCAAAAAUUUAAAUUAACAAAAAUCAAAGCUAACAUAAGGACUUAUUCGUGAGACGUAAAAGAAUUUAUGUUUUUUUCUCGAUUUAUAUUUUUGAAAAGAAAAGUAUGUUUUCUAUCUGCGUUAAAAGAAAGUAUGUUGUAGUGCCGUCUAGCCUCCGCGGUCUUCACAGUUCUCGCGCAACUGAUAAGAGAUAACAGCAUGGUAUCUCGGCAAAGUUGUAGUUCUCGAGGUCUUCUAUAACAUUGCUGAAGACAGGUAACUCUUAUCAGUUGCGCGCAAUUCGCGCACAUGAAAAAGCAAAUUUUAUAUAGAACUUUUUUUUCAUAUCAUUCUUCGCGCUUUUCGCGGAACUGAUAACAGAUAACUGUCUUCAGCGAUGUUAUAGAAGACCUCGAGUAAUACAACUUUGCCGAAGACACUAAGUUGUUAUCUCUUAUCAGUUCUGCGGAAACCAUGAAAAACCGCGAGGACCCGCUAAAAACGAACAUACAUUCUUUUAACCAUUUUUAGUUGUCAUCAAACAUACUUCUCUUUAUUGCUACGAAGUUGGACAAACUUGCGUUCUUUUACGUCUCAAUAAUAGAAUUCUGAUUAAAGAUACAUCAAUCAAUUGAUCGAUUUCAUCAAAUUAUAAAAAAAGUGGUUAAUGUUGAUAAAAAAAAAACCAAAUAAAUCGAUUUCAAAAGUU
Molecule: messenger RNA, 4032 nt
Organism: Sitodiplosis mosellana (orange wheat blossom midge)
Lineage: Eukaryota; Metazoa; Arthropoda; Insecta; Diptera; Cecidomyiidae
Exons: 4
Coding region: 334-3183 (949 amino acids)
Biological process (GO): regulation of transcription by RNA polymerase II
Cellular component (GO): chromosome
Molecular function (GO): chromatin insulator sequence binding
Source: RefSeq, a predicted model, not a curated record